Messenger RNA from Anneissia japonica, 1587 nucleotides. RefSeq names its product fibropellin-3-like. Gene Ontology annotation, molecular function: calcium ion binding. The coding region runs from base 204 to 1427 and encodes 407 amino acids. The record is from RefSeq and is a predicted model, not a curated record. Gene Ontology annotation, cellular component: plasma membrane; protein-containing complex. Gene Ontology annotation, biological process: heterophilic cell-cell adhesion; establishment or maintenance of epithelial cell apical/basal polarity. The transcript has 12 exons. NCBI's taxonomy places the organism in Eukaryota, Metazoa, Echinodermata, Crinoidea, Comatulida, Comatulidae.
UUACAGCAUGCUACGCUACCCCCUGUCCUGCUGGAUCAACUUGCACAUGGUAUACCAACCCAACUAGAUACACCUGUGACACCAAUAACGAUUGUGCGAGUAAUCCGUGUUCUGCAGGAUUCACGUGUACAUCAGAUACCAACAGCUACAUUUGUACCUGUCCUGCUGGCUAUACUGGAGACGACUGUAGCAUCUAUGAUGGUAUGAGCAUCUAUGAUGGUUGUGCGAGUAAUCCGUGUCCCACAGGACAAAUGUGUACACCGUAUACCAACAGCUACGCCUGUACAUGUCCUACUGGCUACACUGGCAGCGACUGUAGCAUUUAUAAUGGUUGUGCGAGUAAUCCGUGUCCCACAGGACAAAUGUGUACACCGUAUACCAACAGCUACACCUGUACAUGUCCUACUGGCUACACUGGCAGCGACUGUAGUAUUUAUGAUGGUUGUGCGAGUAAUCCGUGUCCCACAGGACAAAUGUGUACACCGUAUACCAACAGCUACGCCUGUACAUGUCCUACUGGCUACAUUGGGAGCGACUGUAGCAUUUAUAAUGGUUGUGCCAGUAAUCCGUGUCACACAGGGCGAUGUACAUCGUUUACCAACAGCUACACAUGUACCUGUCCUACUGGCUACACUGGCAGCGAUUGUAGCAUUUAUAAUGGUUGUGCGAGUAAUCCGUGUCCCACAGGACAAAUGUGUACACUGCAUACCAACAACUAUGCCUGUACAUGUCCUACUGGCUACACUGGGAGCGACUGUAGUAUUUAUAAUGGUUGUGCGAGUAAUCCGUGUCCCACAGGACAAAUGUGUACAUCGUAUACCAACAGCUACGCCUGUACAUGUCCUACUGGCUACACUGGGAGCGACUGUAGUAUUUAUAAUGAUCCAUGUAACAAUUUGACGUGUCACAACAGUGGAAUUUGCCAAAAUAAAAAUGGUGUGCCAGUUUGUAAGUGUGAGGGUGUUUUUACUGGGGAAUUAUGUCAGGAUGUUCACGCAUGUGACAAUAACAUUAAUUGUGACAAAGGCGGAGUUUGUCUCAUUAACGGAAAGGAACAAAUCUGCUACUACGACAACCACAACAGUGUUAAAGUGUCUACAUUUGUAGUUGUUCUCGUUGUUGUGCUAGUGUUAAGCGCUGUCAUCAUUAUUGUAUACACAAGAUAUUAUCAACGUACGAAUACCAAAGGGAAUGAUUCAUUAAAUAUGAAAGUUAAGAAAGACGGUCGAGAAUAUGAUGAAGUUAUUGUAAAUACAAUUAGAACAGGAACUACAGCAGAUUUACAAAAUCAGACUCGAGCAAAAACUACCCAAUCACUGCGUCUGAAAAAUUCAGAAACAAAGGAUAAAAGCGAGAGAGAUUCGUCUUACGAAGUACCUCAUACAUACAUGUCAAUAGAUUCUGCAUACACCGACCUAAAAAAGUAAUUAAGUUUUUGUAUACAAUUGUAUGGUACGGUUAUAACUGAUUUUUGUGUAUAGGCCUAUGAGGUUAGGACGGUUGGUUUUUGUCAAUAAGUGAUACGUGAAUCACACACAGAACGUAUGUUGCCUUCUCCUCUGAGAAAAAACUGAACAGGUUUAAACC